UUUCUAGUAGUCUGAAUUUUAGAAAUCUUUUUCUAAAAUGGACAACACAGGAUAUAAUCGUUAUGAAUUAUUAUCUUCGUAUGAAGAGGAAGUCGCAGCAGCUCUCUCCUUAAAAAUGAAUCCCGACAUUGGUAACAAGAAACAGAAAGGCUUAAAAAAAGGCGGUACAAAUAAUUCGGAAAAGGAAAAUAAGCCAAUGAUUGGAAAGAAUACAGCUAUUGGUAAAAAAGAAAAAAUCGUUAAAGGAAUCGUAGUAAAUGUUACAGCAAAUGAAAAUAAAGGACCACCAAGUAUUGCCAGAAGCAACGUACACAUUCGUUCAAAUGAAAGUAAUAUUUGUGGUGCUGAGUUUGGCAGCGAUGUUCCCCAGCGCCAAUUGAAGGAUCGUGAAAACAGGGGACCACAACGCUUACGCACCGGAGAAAAAUAUGGAAAGCGUGAAUUCGAUCGUCAGUCGGGAUCCGAUAAAACCGGUGUAAAGUCAGUGGACAAGCGCGAUGGUGCUGGUGCUCAUAAUUGGGGCUCUCCAAGACAGGACAUUGAGGAUAAUAAAUCGGGCAACUUGCCACUGCUUGACGACAAAGAAGACUCGGGCAAUGAACAAUUGGCUGACCCUGUGACCACUCCGGAGGAGGAUGAGUCAAAACAAAUGACUCUUGAUGAAUGGAAGGCUUUAAGGGACAAACGUGUCAAGCCUAACUUUAAUUUGCGUAAAGCUGGGGAAGGGGCUGAUAACUCUGAAUGGAAAAACAUGACUGUUUUAAGCAAGAAAAAGGAAAUAAACAGUGAAGAUAAUUUUGAAUACGACCCAUCGAUGUAUCCCCAACGUGUAGGACGUCUUCAGCACGUUGUCGAUAUUCAAUAUAAUUUUAAUGAUGUACGAAAAAUGGGGUUCCGCAAGGAAUUCCGUGGCCAACAACGCGGAGCCUCUCGACCUGUAUCCUCUUCUGUUAACGAAAGGUUUGGACCAAACAAAUUUGGAGAAAACCGUCGUCCUGGUCCAAAACCUUUAAAAGUUGACGAUGAGAUUCAAUUUCCUAAUCUGUCAUAAAAUAAAAAAAAAAAACCUAAAAGAGAAAUUUUCAAAAAUGACCCAAAAGAAAAAACAUUGGGAA
Drosophila guanche is the source of this 1115-nucleotide messenger RNA. RefSeq names its product plasminogen activator inhibitor 1 RNA-binding protein (gene vig2). NCBI's taxonomy places the organism in Eukaryota, Metazoa, Arthropoda, Insecta, Diptera, Drosophilidae. Bases 38 to 1051 code for a protein of 337 amino acids. The transcript is spliced from 3 exons. Gene Ontology annotation, molecular function: RNA binding. Gene Ontology annotation, cellular component: nucleus; cytoplasm. The record is from RefSeq and is a predicted model, not a curated record.